Funneliformis geosporum is the source of this 1395-nucleotide messenger RNA. Lineage: Eukaryota; Fungi; Glomeromycota; Glomeromycetes; Glomerales; Glomeraceae. The record is from the annotation of a GenBank genome assembly.
AUGGUUAAAAACCCAGGUGUACGAAAGCAACGUGAAGAGUCUCUGAUAAAUUGGAUGUGGCUAAGUAGCAACCCUACCCCUCUUUCAUUCUUUCGUUAUACAGAUGCUGUCGAUAGAUCAAGAUCCAUAAAUAAAUAUUCCUCUAUAAUUACGAAAGCAAUAAAUCGCAACACCAAUAUAACUAUCUCUGAUAAGCUUAAUAACGUUCUGGACAAAUUUAACAAGGGAGAAUACAAAAAUGAUUGGGAGGACUGGAAGAAAGAGAGAACGAAGAGCGUAACUGUGACAAACAUAGUCGAAACGAAUUUCGAUGUACAUAAUGAAUAUAAUUCUACGUUUAAUACUCCAACAUUUGGAAAGCGAAAUUCGAAAGAUUCAUCUAAAAAAAGCGCAAGGCGAAAGACUAAAAGAGUGAAAUUACCCGACGAUGAUGAAGAAUUGGACGAUAAUGAAGACUCUAGCGAAUCGCAAUCAACCGAUGAAAAUCCAACCAAUGGAUCAGAGACAUCACCACCCAGAUCUUCAAAUAAAGAAAAGCUUCUUUCUACUCCAAAUAAGCGAAAUAUGCAUGAUGUGGAGAUUGUUCGUUAUCUUGACGCAAUGGAAAAUUGUUUGAAGCACAACCGAAUUCUCAGUGAUGCACCCCCUGUAUGGACUAAACCUCUAGAGGCCUACCUCGACAAUGCUUUUAAGAAAGAAAGUGAUGAAUUUAAGAUGUCAAUCGUGCAAGAAAUCAGAGAAGACAAAGGAAAUCACUUUCGCCUGUAUUGCGAAAAAAUUCUAAUGGAUUUCUAUAAUUUGGUUGAUAUCUUUCCCGAUAUGUCAAGAAGAAUUGGGAAACGAAAAUACAUUGUACAAAAUAUUUCUUCACUCUUUAAAUUUUACGAAACAACCUUUGGAAAAAUAUGCAUCGAUUGGAUAGAAUCGCAUUCUCCGUCAGGUAAAUUAACAAAAUCGACCACCAAUUUUGGUAUUGUUAAGGUGGAUAUAAAAGAUGAUACGAAAAAAUCAUUGCACACAGACAUUCUGAAUUUGAUAUCGAUUUUACUCGAUCAUCUUGACCUUUCUGUUGAGGUUGCGACACGGAUUAAAGUGUUUAGUUUUCAAGUAAUUGAAUAUCGAAUCACAUUUUAUUCUCUCAAUAUGUUGAAUGAUGGUUCCUUUCUUGCAUCAGAAUUAGGUUCCGCUUUAUUUCCUUUUUCAUUUGACGCUAGAGCAAAGUACAAGCAAAUUCUAUUUCUUAUGGGUAUUUUUCACAAAGAAGUUAUGAAUCAAAUUUCAUUAAUACAAGAACUCGAUUUAAAAGUUGACCAUUAUAAAGGAAAAUCAGUUCGAAGUGUCCUAAAGAUUCCCAUGGCUUUGAAAGAACUUCUACAAAAGAAAUUUGAAGAUUGA